AUGGGUAAAAUAGCUGGUGGGUUAGCGCCAAGUAGCCCAAUCGGAGUUGGUAGUGUUGGCAGGCGGGUUAAUUUAAUUUGGUCGAAUUGCAACUGCACUUCUCCGGAUUCCUACCCAGUCCUCGGCAGACUGAGCGAUCCAGCGCCAGUCGUUCGUACUCGCCUGUCAGCAGAGGAUGUUGAUGUUGAUGUUGAUGCCUGGGGAAGUGGUGUGGAGUGGUAUGCUGCGUCCAGGCCUCUGUGGCAACAUGAUGCUAUUCACAUCGUGGACUUUGUCAGUACUUUGUCAGUCCAAAGUCCACCUCCCAGCACCGUACCCACUCGUACGAGGAAUAACACAGGCAUUGCACGAAGAUAUGGACCACUUACUGGUGUUAGCGUAUUGGCGAAGCUGGCGAAUACGGGAUAUCAUGCCCAAUCUGGCCAAGCGGCCUCCCAGCUGACACAAGGAGGUCCUGGACACGAAACCCUUCAAGCGCACCACGAAUCGAAGCGUUGCGGCUCUAAGGGCCGUUUUUGGAGGAGAGACACUGGCAGAGUCACACGGCGUCGCUACUGGUCAACGGCGGUGUUUCGCAGGAAUUUCCCAGGCCCCUUCCAGCCACUGCCAGCCAGCGGCCACGCCGGGACAGCCAGAAGUGGCCUCACAAACAGCCAGGGCGGAGCACGCCGUGGAGCAAGAAGAGGCUGGCGAGCAGAGCCAAAACACUGGCACGAGGUCCAAGUGAGCGGGAAGAGAGCUGAUCGCCACGCAGGCUGGCAGACGCUGUUACGACCGGUGCCACUUCGACGACCUCGUACUCCCACGAGUCUCAUCCUUUUGAGCGUCGCUUGUGGGGCACACUAG
Molecule: messenger RNA, 846 nt
Organism: Venustampulla echinocandica
Lineage: Eukaryota; Fungi; Ascomycota; Leotiomycetes; Helotiales; Pleuroascaceae
Exons: 3
Coding region: 1-846 (281 amino acids)
Source: RefSeq, a predicted model, not a curated record